GAAGGAAGCCGGGAAUGAGAUGACACCAGAGUGCUGCUGUCGGGCUUCCUUGUACCGGUGUAUCUAGCGUGUGCGUGCGAGACUCUUCCCCUCAUGCAUUCAUGGGCAUGAGAUCGUAAUGUGAGUCUUGUGACCGCGGAUGCGUCUAUGACCUGGUGUGAUCUGGAACGAUUGUGCUGAUUCUUCGAUUCCCCCCUCCAUGACUCGGGGAAAGGAGAUGUGCUGGGCCCUCUGGGGGUUCUGGAUCACGUCAUCCGUUCUUCCCUAUGCCGGUGGGACAUCAUGCCGAUUCCCGGAGCGCUGGCAAGGGAAAUGGUUCCAAUCCGGACUCCGUGAGCCGAUGGUGAUCGAAGAAGAUCGGAUCUCCUUGAAAGGCAACUGUAUUCAACAGAGCCAUAAGGACAAGUUUCUCCUUCACGACAAGAGAGAAAAUUGCUACCGCUGCAUCGUGGUCCACGAGAAGCAUAAGAACGUGCUGCAAUACAAAGAAAGUUAUUGCAGCGGGCCAUCUAAGAUGGAGACAUUGUGCAAUCGGAUCACCGGAGACACGAUGUUGUUCUCCAUCUUCCGCAUCAACCCGACCCCUAUCGCCUGUCCCGUCCAAGGUCACUUCCAGUUCACUUACAGCCGAGGUCACGGGUGGUGUGUCGACCCCGUGAGUCAGGUGAAGGCCUGCACUACCGAUGCACGACUUCUCUUCCGCUUCCACGCCUGCCCCGAUGUCCCCGGCACCGAAAGCUCAGUGGAAGAUGUGGAAUGUAUAGCCCAAUGGAAAGAAGGUGCAACGAGAUACCUCGUGGGAGUGGUGACCCAUUCCCGGGCGACUAGUUACGAGGACUCGUACCGUUGCUUCGUCUACGAGGAAAGCCUGGAGCCAUCAGAAGAGAUUGAUUUCCGAAUCGCUCAAUCCGGGGAUGCCACCUGCAACGGGCUUUUCUCUGCCUACGAGGGUUCCCGAACUCUCAGGCUUAUUCGAGAGAAACCGCCCGGUGCUGGCUGUCGAUAUCCAACGUGGUUGACCGGAGGAGAAUGGCGGAGUCUGGACGGGAAGACGUCCUACGGAUUCUCCAGCCCGGGUCGCAAUGACACCCUAGAAGUCUUACAGGCCGACGGUCCUAUUCGGACCGAACUCUGCCAUCGAGUAUUACAACAGGAGGAGUUUCGCUUUCACUUAGUCUCUUACGUCACCGACGGAUGUGAUUCUGGGUACGCGUGCGUCCACUAUUCUCGUCGACAUGACGAAGUCCUGCAAAGGCAAAUAAGUGGCCUGAGUCAAACGCCUGAAGAGGCCUGUGAACAAAGUUCCUUCUUCCUAAGGGACUCCGCAUCUGUGAUACUCACCCCUUCCCACCCUUCUAUCCGUCCGUGUCCGUGGCAAGGUCACUACAGCGUAUUAGGUGAGGACCCGCCACCGUUGGACGACCCCUGUCCCCAGGCACCCUCUCGCCUCUCAUCGGGUUGCACUGUGGAACACAAAUUCCAGAUCAUGCAUCCCUGCCGCAAUCCUUCUAAGUAUGCGUGCCAUGGAUCUUGGAGAGAGGGUAGCCGAAACCAUGUGGUGGCGACGCCCUUAGAACCGGGACCGAACCAUCGUGUAUGUGUCGUGAGCGAAGAAAUGAGGAGGUCUUACAGUGACCUCCAUUUCAACCAAGGCAAAGGUCAACAAGGGUUGGAGUCACCUCAGCCCACAAGCCGCUUCCUACUUCUUCAGGGCUCCUGCUCCUCCCACUCCCAGGCCGAGAUCAUGGCUUUCAAUGCUACAUACGUCGCGGACUGUUCGGCGAUAAGUAUGGGGCAGAGAGGAGUGAAGCCACUGGGAAUGGGAUCCCUGGUCCUAAUCAUCUUUCUCAUCUUGGCUGCAUUCGUCCAUUGAUGAGCCCUGCACUUCGACGUUUCCAGCUGUCGCUCCAUGGUGCUAUCGUGCUCGUGUGUGAUGUGUAUGUGUCUGUGUGUCUUGUUUCUCUCCUCUUGGAAUGCAUCCGAACGAGUAUGCCCAGUUCUUUUCCUCGACCUACAUGUUCUGUGUAUAUGGACUAUCCAUACAUGGUAUGGUAUCUACAUACGUUGUACAAAAGUAUCCGUUACUUGAUGUACAGGGGGAAUAUGGUUCCACCGGUGGUUAGGCCUAUAUUGAUGAGUUGCCAAAAAGUCCUAAAGCUUGUUUCAAAUCGGUGAAUUUAGCAUUCAACGUGUGAGCUGUGAUCUUGUGGGUCUGGAAGGAGGAAAAAGGGGGAGAAACCUAUAAAUUCACGAGGGACCGCAGAACUGCAUAGCAAUAUCGACUGAGAAGAACCUCCCUGAUAUUUUCGAACAGGGCUUUAAGAAACGCGGAAGACAGACAGAACUUGAUCUUUUGAGACAAGAAAGUAUUUUUGUAUGAUGCCUCAUUCAGGUCCAUCAUCGUUGUGAUAAGUGUGCAGCGUGUUAGCAAUUUGAGCACUCUGUGUCGCAUAUUUGUUAGGUAAAUUAGUGGCGGGGAAGGUAUGCAGUAUAUGAUGAUGAUAAAAUGGUAUAAUAAAAUCGAAAUCAAGACG
Darwinula stevensoni is the source of this 2534-nucleotide messenger RNA. The record is from the annotation of a GenBank genome assembly. NCBI's taxonomy places the organism in Eukaryota, Metazoa, Arthropoda, Ostracoda, Podocopida, Darwinulidae.